CCGUUUCUAUUGGACAUGACGGGGAUCAGUCAUCGAUAGCUCAUAUAGUGUACGAACUGUUUAAAACACCCACCUGCUAUAGACAGCUUUAUAAUCAAUACUACCGCCGUGUCCUCACGAUCAUGCGCGUGAGUUUGUAGCGCUGAUAUUUGAGAGAGCACACUCACCCACUCGCCAGUAGAUCCUCCAAACCGCGUCAGGUACACGUUGCUUGAAACGUUGAGGAAACCGUGAAAACCUUUUUUUUUUUUUCAAACUGGAUGUCAACUUAAAUUGCCACUUUUUGUGAAUGGUGUAAAUUGCGUUUGGGAUAAUGGUGAGAAAGGGAUUAUGAUAGAAUAAUUCCAAAUCUACGGGAUGAUAAUAAAACAUGAGUGAAUAAACCAAAAAGAAAAUCGACCAUAUAACGACAAAAUGGCGACGGACAUAGGUAAUAUUAGCGAUAUGCUUAGUGACGCACCUCUCCUGCUUAUAAAAGUAAAACAGUUGACGUUGUGGAACGUUACUCAAUCUUUUGAUAAUAUUUCCGGUUGGGAAAAUUCUACAAUUAACGGAAGUUUUGCCAACAUGACCGUCGAUCCCGUACUGGAAAGAUUUCUUCCGUGGUCCCCGCCUACACUCAACUGGUUAUGGAUACUUCUCAUCCCCCUGUACAUUCAAAUCUUCAUUCUGGCCGUGCUGGGAAACGCCUUGGUCAUCUUGACCCUUAUACAGAACAAACGGAUGAGGACAGUGACAAACGUGUUCCUGUUGAAUUUGUCUGUGAGUGAUCUGCUCUUGGCUGUAUUCUGUAUGCCCUUCACCAUUGUACCAAUGAUGCUCAAGAAUUUCAUCUUUGGGGAAACCAUGUGUUACCUCAUCCGGUACCUACAAGGUGUGUCGGUAGCCACCAGUUGCUUCACACUGGUCGCCAUUGCUUUGGAGAGAUACUUCGCCAUUUGUAGGCCUCUUCAUUCCCGGAAGUGGCAAACCUUGUCACACUCUUACAAAACCAUCGCCAUCUGUUGGGCGCUUUCUUUUUUCGUCAUGAUCCCGAUCCCCGUUUACACGGAGUUUCGACACUUGAAAAGGGGAAAUAAUAUGUGUAUCGAGAGAUGGGGAAACGAGGAGUGGAAAAGGGCGUACACCAUCAUCAUUGACCUUGUUCUUCUGAUACUGCCAGUCAUUAUCAUGUCCAGUGCUUACGGAAUGAUUGCCAUGACACUUUGGGUUGGGAUGAAACGGGACGCCCAAAGUGAAAAAGAAGCCAUGAACGGCCACACAAGUGUCCGUGAGGAGACGACAGGUUUUAUGAAGGAUGAGGACCUCUCUCCAGUCUCGGAAGGAUUUAGCAGUAAGACGGUCGCACCCGCGGAGUCAUACAGCAGUCGGGCUAAAUCAAAGAGGAGGUUCGACCUACAACGGGGCAUGCGUCAGUCAAACAGCGAGAAGAGCAGGGCAGCAAAGAGACGCGUCAUCAAAAUGUUGUUUGCAGUGGUGUAUGAGUUUUUCCUGUGUUGGACACCAUUAUACAUAAUCCAAAGCUGGAUAAUUCUGGACGAGGAACAUGCAAUGCAACAUAUCUCAAUGACGCUGUUAGCAUUCAUAAACUUAACUGCGUACAUCUCCUCGUGUUGUAAUCCGAUCACAUACUGUUUUAUGAACCGUAAUUUCCGCCAAGGUUUUUUGUCUGUUUUUCGUUGUGUUCGCAACAAAAGAUGGAAGCGAGGCAAAAGUGACAUGUCGUAUUCUGGUAAUUAUCCUUCAAUGUCCCGGACGGCUAUAAGCACAGUGCCAUCUUACGACAAAAUACACGAUUCCUCGGACAAACCAUCUGACGACAUAUGAAACAAUUCUCAUAAAAACGUUUUGAUGAUGUGCCAUCAUGCGUGAAUUAUUUUUGUAAUUAAUGAUUGGUUUGUGUUUCGUUAAUUUUCAAACCGGACUAAGAAUCCUUCUGCAUCUAUUUGUAGUUAAGUUGUUGUUAUUUAUCAUCGACUAAUGUUUUGAUCGACAUGAUGUUGCAUGGCGUUGUUGUUGUAUCGCAGGAACAUUGACCAGCGCUAACCUGAGUUGGAUCAUUGUUGAUAAAUAUAAAUGGACCAGUAUCCUGAUUAAACUGUUUUUUUGAGGCGAUUCCUCAUUUUCUCUGUGGAAAUAUUUGUCUGUGUGUUGUAUACACAAAUGUAUGAUUAAUACUAUAACAUUGUAACGUCUACAGCCUGUUUUCGUGUCAAUAUAAUCGAACGAAAAUAUGUUUAGAUAACGGAAUCCUCAUAAUAUGAGAAUGAUACCAUGUAUACUUGACAUGUCACUUCUUCAACAAUAUCAUACACUUCACUAUGUCAGAAAUUGUAAUAGUUCGACGAAAUUGACAAUGCGGGAUUGAUAUUUAAUAAAUAUUACUAUGAAUUUUUAAACAAAAUAUUUUUCUAUGAUCGCAACUUAGAGGGUGUUUGUAUGACAAACGAGUACAAACUGUAACAACUGUAACUGUUGGUUUCUGAUAUCAUAAUUAUGAUGUAUUGAAUUCGAUUUGAAACGAUUUUGAGAUUAACACGACAAUAGAUAUGCUAUUAUACAAAGUGUCUUAAAAUAAAAAAAAAGGUAGGCGUCUCAUCAAAGCAUUGUUACAAAGAAUCGCUCAGUUGAUCAUAUAUCCGGGAUACUAAUGGUAUAGUGUCAAUGAAUUGAAAGAACAACUUUAUAUGUACAUACAAAACAAUUCAAGGCGCAUUCCAGGAACGAUUUCCUGUUUUAAGUCCAAUUUUCCAUCUUCUUGGUCAUCAUUUUCAUCGACUCUCUUAUUUUAGUUAAAUAAAAUGAUAUAUUAUUGAAAUGUGUCCCAUUAUCUUUUUCACGUGGUUUCAUGUAUGAGCCAACAUUCUUCUCUAUAACUCACUCCUGAAUUGUAAAUCCUGAAAACAGUUUCGGAAAAUGUCAUUUGAAACCCGCUACAAUUUGUAAAGGAACAACACACGGCACGCGUCAUAUUUUAAUAGGGGUUGACAUUUUUGAACUGAACAAAUUGUCGUUUCUGCUAGAAGAAAACGCAUUAGUGUAGCACCUUCCUUUGGUUAACGUACAACUGCCAGUCAGCUGCACCCGAUAAUCUGUUCUAUAUUAAUAAUGACGCGAACCGAUCAUUAAAACGCCCUUUGUUAUUCCUUCAGGGAAGGGUGCAAAUGACAAUGUCUUUGGAUUUCUGUAAAAACAGCAUGUAUUCAAACUUAUUUAGAAUUAAAUUGGAAUAAAAUUGCAUAUACAU
Messenger RNA from Mizuhopecten yessoensis (Yesso scallop), 3247 nucleotides. Its product is annotated as cholecystokinin receptor type A-like. The transcript is spliced from 3 exons. Gene Ontology annotation, cellular component: membrane. NCBI's taxonomy places the organism in Eukaryota, Metazoa, Mollusca, Bivalvia, Pectinida, Pectinidae. Gene Ontology annotation, biological process: neuropeptide signaling pathway. The record is from RefSeq and is a predicted model, not a curated record. Bases 415 to 1827 code for a protein of 470 amino acids. Gene Ontology annotation, molecular function: gastrin receptor activity; neuropeptide receptor activity.